Cynoglossus semilaevis (tongue sole) is the source of this 1345-nucleotide messenger RNA. RefSeq names its product NADH:ubiquinone oxidoreductase subunit A9a (gene ndufa9a). The transcript is spliced from 11 exons. The record is from RefSeq and is a predicted model, not a curated record. Gene Ontology annotation, molecular function: protein-containing complex binding. NCBI's taxonomy places the organism in Eukaryota, Metazoa, Chordata, Actinopteri, Pleuronectiformes, Cynoglossidae. Gene Ontology annotation, cellular component: mitochondrion. The coding region runs from base 97 to 1236 and encodes 379 amino acids.
UAUCAGUCAUUCUUUCAUCGUUUUAAAGAAACAAACAGCUUUCAGUUGUGCGGAUCUUUUCUAUUUUGUCCCCCGCGAUUCGCCGUAAACGUAAGAAUGGCGACCGUAGCGUUGGUUUCUCGUCCUGCGAGUGUCCUUCCAAAGGUUUCCAGUAGCCUUUCCCCUGCUAUAGCUGCUGCUGCCUCUGCUGGUCAACAGAGGAAGCUGCACUAUGCCAUCAUCCCCCAAGGAAAGGGAGGACGCUCCUCUGCAAGUGGAAUAGCCGCCACGGUGUUUGGUGCCACUGGCUAUUUGGGACGAUAUGUAGUUAAUCGCCUGGGUCGAAUUGGCUCCCAGGUUGUAGUCCCUUACCGCUGUGAUCCGUACUACAUCAUGUUUAUGAAGCCCAUGGCCGAUCUGGGACAGUUCUUUUUCAUGGAGUGGGAUCCCAGAAAUAAGGACACGAUCAUGAAGGCGAUUGAGCACUCUAAUGUGGUCAUCAACCUGGUAGGCAAGGAGUAUGAGACGAGGAACUUUGGCUUUGACGAGGUCUAUGUUGACAUUCCUCAGCGGAUUGCCAAGGCCACCAAAGAGGCGGGAAUCAAAAAGUUGAUCCACGUUUCCCACCUCAACGCCGACAUAAGGAGCUCAUCCAAGUACUUGAGGAGCAAGGCCGUAGGAGAGCAUGCGGUCAGAGAGGAGUUUCCAGACGCCGUCAUCUUGAAGCCUUCUGAUAUGUUUGGGAAGGAGGACAAUUUCUUAAACUACUUUGCAGAUAUCAGCUGGUUUGGUGACACCGUUCCUAUGAUUGACCUUGGGAAGAAGACAGUGAAAGAGCCUGUUUAUGUGGUGGACGUGGCUAAGGCCAUCCUCAGUGCUGCGAGUGACCCCGACGCCAAUGGAAAGACGUUUGCAUUGGUCGGCCCCGACCAUUAUCUCCUUCAUGACCUGGUGGAGUACAUCUACGGUGUGAUAUACCGGCCUUUUAACCCUUACUCCAUCCCCCGUCCACUCUACCACCUUUUGGCUCGGACAUUUGCAAUGAACCCAUACAAGGCGUGGACGAGCCCAGAAAAAGUGGACAGGUUGCACCUCACAGACAUGAAGCACCCAGGACUUCCUGGUCUGGAGGAUCUUGGAAUCACUCCCUCCUCCCUAGGACAAAGGGCUGCUGAAAUCAUGCGUCGCCACCAUAGACAUCUUCACAAGGAAGCUGUACUGGAACCACCGCUACCACCCAAGAUACUCAGCGUUUAAAAUGCUUGAAAUAAUUUUACCAUCGCCGUGGCAGUACAUCGUCUGCACUGUACUUUUGUCACUAAGUCUAUUCUGUACAUAAAUAAAAAUAAUUAUCCUGUAACAGGUU